This is a messenger RNA of Tyto alba (common barn owl), 2232 nucleotides long. RefSeq names its product fibrous sheath interacting protein 1 (gene FSIP1). Lineage: Eukaryota; Metazoa; Chordata; Aves; Strigiformes; Tytonidae. Bases 175 to 2052 code for a protein of 625 amino acids. The record is from RefSeq and is a predicted model, not a curated record. The transcript has 13 exons.
ACGGUAACAACGGCUGCGGCGCUGCCUCCGCGGGAAGGACGGGCCGGCCCCGGGCCCUGCGGCGCCGGGGCAGCGCCUGGCGCUCCGGCCUGCGCGGGAAGGGCCGCCUGUCUUCCUGCUUGCUUGUUGAAACCUCCUGUGAGGUUAUUUUUUUGCUUGUUUUUUUAGGUCACAAUGGAUAUUACAAGGGGGAGCUUGGAUAAAAUUUCAAGGCCUGCAUGUAGCUCAAGAGCUUAUCCUAAUUCUAGAUCUUUAAAUACAUCUGUGGAGUUAUUAACACCACAGCCACAUUUGCCAAAGGUUGGUUCACCUGUCAGUUUGGCUGGUAGUCAUCAAAGAGACAGUCUAGAAGACUGCUUCCCAGAAGAAAACAAAGGUGAUGACAGAGAGAAAACUGAUGUCAAGGAAAUGAGAACAGAUCAGCAAAUCACAGUGGAGAGUAUGACCUUCUUUCUUCAGAAGUGUGUACUGAACCCCAACAAGUUGUCAGGAUGUAUCAUUAAUUCAGAUUCUGGAGAUGCUGGCACUGAAACACAGACUUCAAAAUUCUAUGAAUAUUCCCAAGGAAAACUAAGUAAUGCAAAAGCAGCAAUCUCUUCCAACUUGGAAUGUUCUGAAGAAACAAAUGUAGAUCCUCAGAUUCAAAAAGCUAUAAAGAGAAUGAAUAAAUUUGACACAAUACUGGCAAAAAAACAUUUUAAGGAGAAAGCAAUUAAAAAACAAGGCAAAGAAAUAAGGGCAAAGCUCUGGGAAGAACUUCAGUCUAUCAGAACCACUGGAAGCCACGAGGAGGUAGAAAACACAAAACUUUUUUUAGCUUUGAUCUCAUCAUGUCAGGAGACAUCUGAUCCCUCCCAUGCAAAAGAAGAUGAAAUAUGUACUUCAGUAUUUCAUACACAAAUUAAUCCAGAAGAUUAUGCUUGCUAUAAACCCCACCAUAAUCAAGAUUAUCCAAGUGAACUAGAAACAAAUGAAUUUCUUAAUCAAGCAGAAGAAACACAUAGCAAAAGUAAAAAAAGUCAGAAUUUCAUUAAGAAGAACAUUGAGCUAGUAAAGGAUUCAGGAAACCAGGUUGUUAUGCUUGAGGGAGAAAGGAAAAGACUAAUUGAACUAUUGAAAGAUACAGAAGAUGGAAUUGAAUUACAAGGUCUUGAGGAGGAUGUAUCUGGUUGGCUAGCACCAGAAGCGUACAUACCCGAACCAACGGAAUAUCAUCACCUAAAUGAGAUAAACAUUAAGCUUCAAGUACUACGAUCUGAUGGGGAUUUUUCUGCAAUUUCCAGCUCUUGUUCAAAUCCUCCAAGCCAGGUUUAUCAGGAUCCUCUGGUUUAUGCAAACAGAAGUCCAGAAGCAGUUCCAGGUGAAAAGGUUCUGCGAGACAAUAAAGAACAACGUGAGCAACAAAAUCGUCUGAAAGAAAUAGAUCAUCAGCUAAAAUCCUUAGAGAAAAAUCUUACUGAAGAACAAAUGGGCCUCUCUGAAGAGCAGCUUAAGACCCUUCUGGAAGAAUGUAUGCAGCCUCAGAGAACAAUAAGCAACGUUACCAUGCCAAAGUCUCAGGAAUCUCUUUCUUUUGGAGUAAGUCCCCCUUGUCACACAAGUCAAGACUCCACUCUUCACUCCACAUCUAGUCUUUCCAAAAUGUUAGUUGAAGACCAUAUUGUAGGGAUGUUAACGGCUCACGAAAAGGCUGGCCUUGAAGACAAAAGCUUAUGUGUUAAUGCAGAGAGUGAAAUCCCUGGUUACUAUAUUAGCAAAGCACUGGCUGAUAGUCACUUAUCAAAGAAUUCUCUGGCUCAGACAGAGGAACCUGAUGACCUAGAAGGUUUACAGAAGAUGGGAGAUAAGAGCAUUACUGAAGGUUACUUUAUGUCAAGAGCACUCAACACAAAAAGGUUGAAGAAACCUUCUUUCUUGGAUGAACCAUUAUAUUGCAUCAGCAUGAACAAUGAGCCAUCCACAGAGGCUGACAUUCUUAGCAUACCACUGCAAACCAAAGGAGAUGAUACGAAGGUUGAAAGUCGAGGGGAGAGUGAUUAUAUGCUUCUUUAGACUCCUCUUUUUCUGAAAGUGUGUUUAAACCUCCAUUAGUGAUAUUAUACUGAUACAGUAUAAUUUCAGACAACCUGAAGGGAAUGAAUUAUCAUCAUUGAAAACUAUUCUGUGAGCUGAUUUAUUCUUAAGAGAUAAGUAUUAUUGUCAUUAUCAUAUAUUGUUGCAGUUUGAUUUCAA